Molecule: messenger RNA, 5550 nt
Organism: Argentina anserina (silverweed cinquefoil)
Lineage: Eukaryota; Viridiplantae; Streptophyta; Magnoliopsida; Rosales; Rosaceae
Exons: 12
Coding region: 57-5324 (1755 amino acids)
Cellular component (GO): exosome (RNase complex); nucleus
Molecular function (GO): protein binding
Source: RefSeq, a predicted model, not a curated record
CACAGAGAGAGUCGCCCAAACCUUGACCCUCCUUUAUAUGCUCUUCCCCGAAAUCAAUGCCUGAAAUUGAGCCCAACGCCGCCCCGCCGCUGCGGCUUGUCCCUGCGGCGGCGGACAAAAGCCCUAACUCGGCGGAGCUCUCUCUCAAUCCAUCCAAAUCCAGAGAAGAAGGCGAGGUCUCUUCCGAUGAUAAUGACGAAAAUCAUUUUCACUCUGCUGCGCGAUCCCCCAGUACCAGUGUACUUCCUCCAGGGCCCGUGCCGGUUCCUUCAGUGAACAAGCUCACCCAAGUGGGGAAGGUUGUAUCUCCCGCAAACUCUGCUGAUAUUCAGUUCCAAAUUUCCAAGCAACCUGUUUCCCAGAAGAGCAAUGAUGUGAACAGAUUACCAUUAAAACCUGCUGCACCUGGUUGGCGUCCCCCACGUGCCCGCUCGGGGCCAAACAAUAAUCUUGUGAUAAGCUUCUCAGAUGAUGAUAGUCAGAGUGAUUCUGAAGAGAAAGAGGAUGGGAAACUAAAAAUUGCACAUACUAAAAGUAAUAUCACUCGAGUGAAUGCUAACGGAAAACCACCCAUUUCUUCAAUUGCAAAACCAAACAAGUUGGGACAGCCUGCCAGGAAUGUGAACAAAGUAAUGCCCAAAAAGUUGUCUAUGAAUCGCACAUUUAUUACAUCAAUGGCGAAUAUCCGUGGAGUUAAUUCUAGGGAUUCUGUGUCUUCAUCAGUUGAGCAAGGAUCUCGAGUUGGAAAUUUCAAUGCCAUGAACAAAAAUAUAGUGAACAGAGAGCGUGGGUAUGAACUUCAAGACUUGCGACAGCAGAUUGCGCUGAAAGAAACUGAAUUGAAGUUGAAGGAAAGUGAACUGAAGCUUAAGUCUGCCCAGCGAACUAAGGAGUCAGUUGCAUGCAAGGAUGAGAUUGCCAAGGGCCUGCAAAGAGAUGGAGCUGGUAAGUGCAGUACAGGUUAUUCUGAUGGUCUGCAGAUAGAACCAAAAGAGCCAGAUAAAAAGCGCAUAAAAGUUAGUGGCACUUUUUCCACUCAGCUAACCGCACUAAGCCCACAAGAAUUACCAAUUGAGAAACCUUUAUUACCAUCUAAAAUCACAGCAAUGGAGGUGAAUACUAAAAUGGACGCCAGUAAGAUUGAGCAUCUCCGAAAAGAAAGUCAAAUGUGUCCAACAGAGUCGAGCAUUGUAAAAUGGCAAAAUCCUAGUGAUAAACAUUGCACUGGAAUGUUGGGAAAUAUACAUACUGGACAAAAAGAUGGUUCUGGCAUCGAUGCUAAAUACAUACAGGCUGAAGGGAGGGGUAAGCAGAAGGAAUCUUCUGUUACAGCAAACAAGGAUAAAUCACUGGCAAAGGCUGUGUGCAUUGAUUUUCCAAAUAACUCGAAUAGUGCGGAGUUGAAUCAUACAACUACGAACACAAUUAGUGGGCAUCUAGAACCUGGAUCCUUCUUAAAAUAUGCAACAUCAGGAAAGAACGGCGACCCUUGGGAUACCUUAUCCAUUGACAAGAGACCUGAACCCUCUUUCUACAGCACAUGUCAGGCACUCCUAAACAACACAAACUUCUCGAAUUGUCUUGGCAAUGCAAAUGUUACUGGAGAUGACAGCAUGAAGAUGCAGUCAUUGAUUCAAAUGGAGGAAAUGCUUGACAAAAAUCUGGAGGAAGCACAAGAGUAUAGGCGAAGGUGUGAAAUUGAAGAACAAAAUGCUCUUAAAGCUUAUCGUAAAGCGCAGCGGGCUCUUCUUGAGGCGAAUGCUAGGUGUGAUGUUCUUUAUCGGAAAAGGGAACUAUAUUCUGCCGACUUUCGUGCUUAUGUUAUUGAUAAUCCCAGUUUGUUAUGUUCCUCAAGGCAGAAUGAACAAACUGGUCUUGGGUUGGAUCACACUAAUAACUUGUCUGAUAAUUUGGGUUUAGUACUCCCGUCAAGCCAUCAGAUGCCGGAAGAGCAUAAUGAUUGCAAUCUAGCUGUUAUUGGUUCCAGCAUCCAAGGCGUUAACAGUGCUCAAAUUCCCAGUUCCUACCAACAUUUGGGCGGAGAAAACAAUGGCUCGGAGCCAUGCAGUGAACCUGAUGCUAGUACAUCUGAACCAGCAGCUCUUCUGGGCAAUAAUGGCAGAGAUGGUGUUUGCUCUCCAUCUGAACCAAAUGGUUCACUGAAUGAAGAUGAUGAUACAUUUUCAUUUGAAAAUGAAUCUGUUCAACCCAUUAGUGAAUGCCAUAUUGUAAACAAACAAAAGGAGACAGAUGAUGGAUCUAAUAGGGUAAUGUCAAUUGACACCAACGAGGAAUCCUUACUUCUCGAAAAAGCAUUGAGGUCUACACUGUUUGCAAAACUAGGAACAAAACACGUGUCAAAAAACGGUGUAGUAAGUAAUGUCACAGGGAUUUCAGUGGAACAAGAGGCUGAAAAUGAUGCAAGAAGUGAAGAACCACCACAAGUAAACAGUAGAUCUCCUUUGUCAGAGAUGGAGACAAAUCAACCAUCUGACAUUGAAGGCACUGAGGGGCAAAGGAGAAGUUUCAGUGAGUCUCCUCUUGAGAUUCAGAAAGAGCAUACCAUCAAGAAUUUGUUUUUGAACUCUCAUUUCAGUGAGUAUUCUGAGGACAGAUGUUCCUUUGGAGGUGAUCACUCAUUGGCUACUAUGAUCUUUUCUCCUUCCUACAUAUUGAGUAGUGCUUUUGGGUAUAUGAUGGAAUAUCAGGACGGAAGUGAACAGAGUGGAAUUUGCAGUACUAAUAUUGAAGAAGAUGCUUGUAUGAACUCUGGUAAAGCGCAGUUUGUUAGUACUGUAAUAGAUGCAACGAAAAAGACUCUGGUGAAGUUAUGUGAUAGAGAAGAUGGAUCAUAUGCCACUGGUCCUGCUGUUGAUACCUUUUGGCCACUUUGUAUGUAUGAGCUACGAGGAAAAUGCAACAAUGAUGAGUGUCCUUGGCAGCAUGCUAAGGACUACUCUACCAGCAAUAUGUUUCCUCAUCAACAUGAUAAUUCUGAAAUUGCUGAUUGUCAGGUUGGACACGCAUUAUGCAAAGAAAAGUGUGAUGGUUCAGCAAAAUUUCCCUGGCGUCACAAUGUUAUGACUGUACCAACUUACCUUGUUGGCUUAAGUACUUUAAAAGCUGAUCAGCACUCAUAUGAUUCUGUCCUAGCACGGAGAAGCGGUGAAUGCUGGAAAAAGUGUUUCAGCCUUUUCUUAGCAUUGUCAAAAUCGUUUCAAAAAGGUUUCCUUGCAGACGGGCCAGUCUUGCAUGGAAAUGAUGGUCGCAUCGAGGUCCCUGUGAGUCGGAACAGGCAGUCAUCGUAUUUCCAGAGUAGAAAUAUCGGAGUGAAUCAACUGGAUCAAGCUUCGGCUGGCAAUGAGCAGUUCCUGGAAAAGGCUCUUUUAGUUUUCAGUCAGGAGGUCAAUGCCCUCGAGGGUAUGAGAAAGGCUCUUCCUGUACUAUCCAGAGGCCUUGAGGCUGAUCCAACAUCUGUUAUUCUCUGGGUCUUUUAUCUGCUAAUUUACUAUAGCAAUAUGAAGUCAGUAGGGAAGGAUGACAUGUUCUCUUGUGCGGUCAACUACAAUGAUCAAUCUUAUGAACUUUGGAUUAUGUUCAUCAACAGUCGGAGUCAGCUAAGUGACCGAUUGGUCACUUAUGAUCUCGCACUCUCAGCACUGUGCUGCCAUGCUUCUUCUUCCAAAGAUAAAAUGCAUGCUAGUGCUUGUAUCUUAGACUUAGUUUUGCAAAUGGUGGAUUGUCUAUGCAUGUCUGGGAAUGUUGAGAGGGCCAUUCAGAAAAUUUGUGGACUCUUCUCUGCUGCUGCAAAUAUCUAUGACCCUGAUUCUCCAUUGCUUACUGAUAUUCCCACAUGCCUAACCAGUCGUGACAAAUGUAUAUUGGGGAUCUGUUGUGUUUACUUGGUUAUCUAUAAGAAACUUCCUGAUGCUGUAGUACUGCAGUUUGAGUGUCAGAAAGAACUAUCUGCCAUAGAAUGGCCUUCAAUUGAAUUAGCAGAUGAUGAAAAGCAGAAAGCUUUCAAGCUGAUGGAAGUAGUGGAAGAUUCUGUAUGUCAAUCGCUGGAUAAAAUUGAAUUAAAUCUCAGUUUGGCACAUUUUUUUGCUCUGAACCACUUAAGGUGUGUGGCAGCUAUUGACAGCUUAGAACGGUGUAGUAGUCUUCUAAGUAGAUAUCUUAAAAUGUUCCCGUCAUGCUUGGAGCUUGUCCUAAUAUCAGCGAGGGCCCAUAAACAUACUCCUGAUGAUUCGCUUUUUAAUGGGUUCGAGGAAGCCCUAAAUAAUUGGCCAAAGGAAGUUCCAGGAAUUCAAUGCAUCUGGAAUCAAUAUGCUGUAUAUGCACUUCAGAAAGGACAAUUUGAUUUUGGCAAAGAACUUAUAGGCCGUUGGUUUCAUUCUCUACACCAAGAUCUUUGCCUUCGAAAUCAUGCAUUAGAUGACAUGGAGUGUGAUAACUCGGAUGGCUCACUGGCUUUGGAUUCAGUUCUGCAGACUCUUGACACUGACUUUCAGCAGAUGGAUAUAAUGUUUGGAUAUCUUAAUCUCUCGCUUUACAAGUUAACUCAAAAUGAUCGGACUGGAGCUUGUGUAGCCAUUGAGAAGGCAUUGAAGGCUUCUGUUCCAGAGUAUUCUAAGCAUUGCAUGAGAGAGCAUGCAUUAUUUAUGCUAAGCGAGAAAUCAGGAUUUAAGGAGAAUUGCUGUCAUAGUGUCAUGGAGAAGAUUUUGAAAUGUUAUGUAGGUGAUGCACAAGCUUUUCCUUUGUGUGAGCCAUUAUCAAGGCAGUUCAUUGCCAGUGUGAAGAAGCCAAGAGUACGGCAGCUGGUUAGUGACGUAUUCAGUCCAUUUUCGUCUGAUUUUUCUCUGGUAAAUUCAGUUCUUGAAGUUUGGUUCGGACCAUCUCUAUUACCGAAAAAGACUGGUGAGACAAAAUAUCUGGUGGACUUUGUUGAAGCCAUCUUCAACCUAACUCCAUCCAACUAUCAGUUUGCCAUUUCUGUCUGUAAGCUGUUGAAUAAUGGCAGCCAUGAGACUGAUAUUACUUUAGCCAGUGUUUUGUUCUGGGCUAGCUCAAACUUGGUCGAUGCGAUCUUUCAUGCUGUCCCUAUUCCACCAGAGUUUGUAUGGAUAGAAGCUGCACAAAUAUUGGGUAAUAUGGUGAAUGUUGAGGUUAUUUCUGAGAGAUUUUAUAAGAGAGCUUUAUCUGUAUAUCCUUUCUCUGUUAAGUUGUGGAAAUCCUAUUACAUGCUUUCUGUGAUGACUACAGGAAAUGUGAACACUGUUGUGGAAACAGCAAAGGAAAAAGGAACUACAGAAGCGUGUACAUGAUAGGAGCACAAUCAAAGAGGUUAAAGGGUUCAGCAACUUUGCCACACAUUCCGAAGUUCGGUAAAGACAGGAAUUUCAGCACAUUUUGUUGUUAACUUAUCUUUCUACUUUAUGUUUCAUGUUGUCUUCCCUCUACCUAGUAAUUUCCGCACACGACUUUGUUGAUUUCUUGUACCAGCCGGAUUGUUGUACUUGAACCACAGGAAUGAAAUGGAAUGCGUUUAGU